This is a messenger RNA of Cynocephalus volans (Philippine flying lemur), 1473 nucleotides long. RefSeq names its product tektin 3 (gene TEKT3). The transcript has 7 exons. NCBI's taxonomy places the organism in Eukaryota, Metazoa, Chordata, Mammalia, Dermoptera, Cynocephalidae. Gene Ontology annotation, cellular component: nucleus; microtubule cytoskeleton; sperm flagellum. Gene Ontology annotation, biological process: cilium assembly; cilium movement involved in cell motility. The record is from RefSeq and is a predicted model, not a curated record. The coding region runs from base 1 to 1473 and encodes 490 amino acids.
AUGGAGCAAUUAGGUUCUACUUUAACGGCAACUUAUGCCCACCCUAGACCAACACCAACCAACUUCCUACCAGCCAUCAGCACCAUGGCAUCGAGCUACAGGGACCGUUUCCCCCACUACAAUCUGACCCAUAGCUUGAGCCUUCCUUGGAGACCCAGCACAUACUACAGAGUAGCCUCCAACUCACCGAGCUUGGCCCCGUACUGCACCAGAGCUCAGAGAGUGUCUGAGAGCACCAUGCUUCCCUUUGUUUCCAACAGAACCACUUUCUUCACAAGAUACACUCCUGAUGAUUGGUACAGGUCCAAUUUAACCAACUAUAAAGAGUCCAGCACUUCCCGACAUAAUUCAGAGAGACUCAGAGUAGACACAUCUCGCCUGAUUCAAGACAAAUAUCAGCAAACAAGAAAAACCCAGGCAGACUGCACCCAAAAUUUGGGAGAACGCGUCAAUGACAUAGGGUUUUGGAAAUCUGAAAUCAUUCAUGAGUUGGAUGAAAUGAUUGGAGAGACAAAUGCAUUUACUGAUGUUAAGAAAAGAUUGGAGAGGGCUUUGAUGGAGACGGAAGCUCCUCUUCAGGUAGCCCGAGAAUGUCUAUUUCAUCGAGAGAAAAGAAUGGGAAUCGAUCUAGUUCACGAUGAAGCUGAAAAAGAACUGCUGACGGAAGUUGAUGUUAUUCUGUGUUGUCAAGAAAGAAUGAAGCUGCAUUUGGAUAAGGCGAUCGCCCAACUUGCAGCUAACAGAGCUACCCAGCACGAGCUGGAGAAGGACUUGAGUGACAAGCAGAUGGCUUACCGGAUCGACGACAAAUGCCACCACCUGCGCAACACUUCAGAAGGCAUCAGCUACUUCCGUGGAGUGGAGAGGGUCGAUGCGACGGUCUCGGUGCCUGAGUCCUGGGCCAAAUUUACGGAUGACAAUAUUCUCCGCUCCCAGAGUGAACGGGCAGCUUCUGCCAAGCUAAGAGACGACAUUGAAAACCUCUUGGUUGUGACUGCCAAUGAGAUGUGGAAUCAGUUCAACAAAGUGAAUGUGGCUUUCACCAAUCGCAUUGCUGAGACUGCAGAUGCUAAGAAUAAGAUCCAGAUUCACUUAGCGAAGACCCUGCAGGAGAUUUUCCAGACUGAAAUGACCAUCGAAUCCAUCAAGAAAGCCAUCAAAGACAAAUCUGCCUUCCUGAAGGUGGCUCAGACCCGACUGGACGAGCGAACGCGGAGACCGAACAUAGAACUCUGCAGAGACAUGGCUCAGUUACGCCUUGUUAACGAGGUGCACGAAGUGGAUGACACCAUCCAGACCCUGCAGCAGCGCCUGAAGGAGGCGGAGGAAACCCUGCAGUCGCUGGUCCACACCAAAGCCACCCUGGAGCAUGACCUGGCCGUCAAAGCCAAUUCCCUGUACAUCGACCAGGAAAAAUGCAUGGGCAUUCGCAAGAGCUUCCCCAGCACCCUCCGGCUGGUCGGCUUCUGUUAG